UUUGCCAAUUUGCUAAUAGGAGAGAGUGUUUACGGCUUUUGAGUCUUGAUCGUCGUGCGAUGCGAGUUCUGUUGGAUCCAUGACGAUGGUGGGUCUCCGCGACGGAUGGAAUUGCGCCUUCCGCCGAUGCCUCGACUAUUUCCCCUCUCUCUCCGAUCCCGCUCGGAGAUCCUCUCUGUGCUUGAAACUUGCGCUGGUGAUGAUACAUCUUAUCUACGUCGGCGUUCUCUUCCUUUUCGAUAAAGAUUUGGUUGCAAAGACAAAACAACAACCGUGGUACACAGGAUUAUAUUUGUUUUUAUUUGUUGCUACAUUGGUUCAAUAUUUCUUGACAGCUGGUUCCUCUCCUGGCUACGUUCUUGAUGCAAUGAGGGUUGCUAACCAGGCAGAUAAUUUAUUGAGGAAGACAUCAAUGACAAUGAAACAACCUGCUUCAAGCAGAAAUGUAAGCGUGGUUUUUCCAGUGGAUGGGAAUCAGUUGGGAAGAAACCUUUCAGGGAAUAAUCCUACAACCUGGACAAAGUUGGUGAUGGAGAUGUAUCCUCCUGGAUCUUCUCCUAGGCAAACAGACCGUUACAUAAUGCCCUUUCUCUUAAGGUCCUUGACUUGCAGUUACUGUAACGUUUUGCCGCCCCCAAGAGCUAGGCAUUGCCAUGAUUGCGACAAAUGUGUUCUUGAGUUCGAUCAUCAUUGUGUUUGGCUUGGAACAUGCGUAGGUCAGGGUAACCAUUGUCGAUUUUGGUGGUACAUCUUUGAAGAAACAGGAUUGUGCACUUGGACUGGUAUCUUGUACAUUACGUAUCUAAAAGUUAAUAUUUCAAAGGCAUGGUGGAUAGAUGUGAUAAUGAUCUUCUUGUUGGUUACUUUGUCAAUGUGCUUUGUCUUUCUGCUGCUGCUGGUCCUGUUCCAUAGCUUUCUUGUGUUAACAAAUCAAACCACAUAUGAACUUGCAAGACGGAGACGCAUUCCGUAUCUGAGGGGAAUUCCUGAAAGAGUGCAUCCAUACAGUAAAGGAGCCUGCAGAAAUUUGUACAAUUUUUGCUGUACAAUAAACGGUACAUACAGUCUGGAACCGCUGCCGUCACAACAGGAGCUUGACGAAAAGUCGAAACCCUACACAUGCAUGGAUGUUUUGUCAUGCCGUUGUUGCUGUUAGUCUGGCCAUUUGUAUUAUCCAUCUUCAUUAUUUGUUUUUAUCCUCUACUGGGACUUAGUUAGCCGAUUUGAUUUUGAAUUUUUAUGCCUUUAUAGGUUAUUUAAAUCCUUUCUAAUUUCCGUGCUUAAUAGUGGAGUGAACUCGCUGUCUUUUGUGUUCUGAACAAAUCUGAUAGUUUUUUCAUGCAAAUAUCAAGUCCUGAGCUGACAAAUGAUGUUCCAGAAGAAGCCCGAUACUCAUG
This is a messenger RNA of Diospyros lotus (date-plum), 1397 nucleotides long. RefSeq names its product protein S-acyltransferase 10. Bases 80 to 1156 code for a protein of 358 amino acids. The transcript is spliced from 12 exons. Gene Ontology annotation, biological process: peptidyl-L-cysteine S-palmitoylation; protein targeting to membrane. Gene Ontology annotation, cellular component: Golgi apparatus; endoplasmic reticulum. The record is from RefSeq and is a predicted model, not a curated record. Gene Ontology annotation, molecular function: protein-cysteine S-palmitoyltransferase activity. NCBI's taxonomy places the organism in Eukaryota, Viridiplantae, Streptophyta, Magnoliopsida, Ericales, Ebenaceae.